Nymphalis io (European peacock) is the source of this 1042-nucleotide messenger RNA. RefSeq names its product ubiquinol-cytochrome-c reductase complex assembly factor 1 (gene Uqcc1). The record is from RefSeq and is a predicted model, not a curated record. Gene Ontology annotation, cellular component: mitochondrion. Lineage: Eukaryota; Metazoa; Arthropoda; Insecta; Lepidoptera; Nymphalidae. The transcript is spliced from 5 exons. Gene Ontology annotation, biological process: mitochondrial respiratory chain complex III assembly. The coding region runs from base 228 to 977 and encodes 249 amino acids.
AUAGAAUCUAAAAUAUCUUGCAGAAUUCAGAAGAAUCUAAUAGUUCGUCUUUAAUGCAAUUUGAAGUUUGUUUAUAUAUUAAAUAUAAAAUAAAUUAUAAUUAAGGAAAAAUAUUUUAGAAUAAUAUACUUACUAUAAUAACUUUAAUAGUUCUAAAGUAAAAACAUGUUUGUUAUAGUUUAAAACAAAAAUAUUCUAUUGGCGUUAAAAUUUUGUGAAAAACAACAAUGUUUCGAAAUCGAGUUUUAACAAGAAUAUUGUGGCGACAUGGAGCAUUUAAUAAAAUCGAUUAUGCAAGACCUAGUGCAAUCCGUUUGUGUACGAAUUCAAUAAACAUGAGAGACCAAGGCACCGUAGCUCUCAAAGAAAGUUAUGUUAAGAAAUUUAUGAAUGCUGUAGGAUGGAUGGAUCAAGAGAGAACACGUUUAAAGUUAACGGGUUACUUUCUGUAUGAAUCUGUACCGGUCAAAGUUGCAUACAAUGAAUGGUUUGAGAUUCUAGAACUCCCAGACACAUUUGCAUCUUGGUUUAUAAUAACUGAACUUCAUGUGUGGUUAUUACUUGUACGCUAUAUGGCUGAAGAUGUAACUUCAUUGAGUGGUCAAAAAAAAAAAUAUGUCAAAGGAGAUGGACAUUUUGUAAGGAAUUGUAUUAUAGAAGCCCUAUGGGCUGAUGUUGCAAAUAGAAUCAAGUUAUUGGAGGGAGCAAAUCCAACAAUAGCAAAAAAGCAAGUAACAGAACUAUCUGAACAGUUCCAAGCUGCAUUAGUUGGGUAUGAUGAAGGGCUUGGUGAGGACAAAAUAUUGGCUGCAGCUGUUUGGAGGAGGUUUUAUUCCCUGUCCGAAGAUACAAAAGCAGAGAACAUUGUCAAAAUUGUUCACUUCAUAAGACAUCAGUUGUCCGAAUUAGAUAAAAUUCCUAGUGAAAAUUUGAGAUGGAAACCCGAAGUCAACUGGUUGAGUAUAAUUAAACAUUGAAAUUAAAAUAGGUUGUUAAAAAAGUUGUUGAAGUUUGUUAUAAAGUAAGUUUAUAAAGUAAGCUA